Messenger RNA from Cutaneotrichosporon oleaginosum, 297 nucleotides. RefSeq lists its product as uncharacterized. The record is from RefSeq and is a predicted model, not a curated record. Lineage: Eukaryota; Fungi; Basidiomycota; Tremellomycetes; Trichosporonales; Trichosporonaceae.
GCCACCGUGGCACCCUCUCCUUCUCACAAACCAUCAUGCACGUCUCCACCGUAGCAGCGCUGCUGCUCGUCGCCCCGCUGGCUCUGGCGGGCAUGUACGCCAAGCCUGUCAUCAACAUCGACGCUAAAGAGUUCAAGAAGGUCAUGGGCAAGGAGCAUGCCGCGGUGAGUCAGCUCGGCUGGGUUCAGUUUGCUGACUGUAGUAGAUGGUAGCGUUUGUUGCGCCUUGGUGAGUUUGGGGCGCGGGAGGGUUACGGGCCGGGUCAGAUCAGGCGUGUGUGAAUGUACCAGCCGCUAC